This is a messenger RNA of Rotaria sp. Silwood1, 303 nucleotides long. NCBI's taxonomy places the organism in Eukaryota, Metazoa, Rotifera, Eurotatoria, Philodinida, Philodinidae. The record is from the annotation of a GenBank genome assembly.
AUGAAAAAAAAAGAACUUCUAACUAAACAAUUUCAAAUAACUGUAAAUGAUUUUCGUCAAUUAUUAACUUAUGAUGAAGCUCUGCAUCUUCUUGGUACAUUUUCAUAUUUAACUAUUUUAAUUUUAUUGAUUGAACAAUUUCUUACAUUACCAUGUAUAUCUGUAUUACGUUUAGCUGAAUUAUUUAUUUGUCGUCAUAUUGAAAUGAUCUUAACACUUGAUAAACAAUCAUUAAAUAAACAAUUAUUACCUAAAUAUUUAUCAUUAAUUUUACAAAUAUUAUCAACAACGAAAAACAAAUAA